Caenorhabditis remanei is the source of this 519-nucleotide messenger RNA. RefSeq lists its product as uncharacterized. The transcript has 4 exons. The coding region runs from base 1 to 519 and encodes 172 amino acids. Lineage: Eukaryota; Metazoa; Nematoda; Chromadorea; Rhabditida; Rhabditidae. The record is from RefSeq and is a predicted model, not a curated record.
AUGAAAAGACUCGAAUUAAUCGGUUUACUGUUCCUUCUUCAAAUCGUCCUCAUUGAUGCAGCUCAAGGAUCCAGCGCUUUCUUUCAGUCAACUAUAAGUCUGAUUGGAAUCGGAGUGUUCACUGUAUUCGUGGGCGUUCUUCUUGUCUAUGCAUGCAGAAUUGAUAUAAAACACUGGAGGAAAAGUAUUGAUGGAAGAGUUCAACUUGAGUAUCCGAAUGCUUCGUUGGCUGAAUUUCAGCUUCCACCAAUGCAUAACACUCCAGAAAAAGUGUCAACUCCAUUGGAACCAGAAAUAAAAACAGAAUCUACACAGAUUGAGAAAACUCACGAGGAGAAAACACUUCGAAUUGUGACAGCCAUGUACACUGCUUCAAACAGAGAUGUUCCAGAAUCUGUACAUCAGAGUCUUCAAUCGAAACGUGGAAAUCUGGCACGCCCUCAGAGAACUCCAGUCACUUUACAAACGAUUUCUGAGAAAGCAAAUGAACAAGAACGAUCAGAAAAAUCUACUCAUUAG